AUGUGGAGAGUCCGGAGAAGGGGCUACCUUGGGAUCUGGUCAUUCCCCUUGAUAAUCGCCGCCGUCUGUGCCCAGAGUGUCAAUGACCCCAGCAAUAUGUCGCUGGUUAAGGAGACGGUGGACAGGCUCCUGAAAGGCUAUGACAUUCGUCUGAGACCAGAUUUCGGAGGUCCCCCUGUGGCCGUGGGAAUGAACAUUGACAUUGCCAGUAUUGAUAUGGUUUCUGAAGUCAAUAUGGAUUAUACUUUGACAAUGUACUUUCAACAAGCCUGGAGAGAUAAGAGGCUGUCCUAUAAUGUAAUACCUUUAAACCUGACUCUGGACAACAGAGUGGCAGACCAGCUCUGGGUUCCUGACACCUACUUCCUGAACGAUAAGAAGUCAUUUGUGCAUGGAGUGACUGUCAAGAACCGCAUGAUCCGCCUGCAUCCAGAUGGCACGGUCCUUUAUGGCCUCAGAAUCACGACCACAGCGGCCUGCAUGAUGGACCUAAGGCGGUACCCACUGGAUGAACAAAACUGCACCUUGGAAAUAGAAAGCUAUGGAUACACAACUGAUGACAUUGAGUUUUACUGGCGUGGGGAUGAUAACGCAGUAACAGGAGUAACAAAGAUUGAACUUCCACAGUUCUCUAUAGUAGAUUACAAACUUAUCACCAAGAAAGUUGUUUUUUCCACAGGUUCCUAUCCCAGACUUUCCCUCAGCUUUAAACUUAAGAGAAACAUUGGCUAUUUUAUCCUGCAAACGUACAUGCCUUCCAUCCUGAUUACUAUCCUCUCCUGGGUCUCCUUCUGGAUUAAUUAUGAUGCUUCAGCUGCAAGAGUGGCACUAGGAAUCACAACUGUACUUACAAUGACCACAAUCAACACCCAUCUCCGGGAGACCCUCCCUAAAAUCCCUUAUGUGAAGGCCAUUGACAUGUACCUGAUGGGAUGCUUUGUCUUCGUUUUCAUGGCCCUUCUGGAAUAUGCUUUGGUCAACUACAUCUUUUUUGGGAGGGGACCACAACGGCAAAAGAAAGCAGCUGAGAAGGCUGCUAGUGCCAACAACGAGAAGAUGCGCCUGGAUGUCAACAAGAUUUUUUAUAAAGAUAUUAAACAAAAUGGGACCCAAUCUCGAUCCUUGUGGUACCCUACUGGAAACCUCUCCCCAACUAGACGGACUACCAAUUACGAUUUCUCUCUAUAUACGAUGGACCCCCAUGAGAACAUCUUACUGAGCACUCUAGAGAUAAAAAAUGAAAUGGCCACAUCUGAGGCUGUGAUGGGACUUGGAGACCCCAGAAGCACAAUGCUGGCCUAUGAUGCCUCCAGCAUCCAGUAUCGAAAAGCUGGCUUACCCAGGCAUAGCUUUGGCCGAAAUGCUCUGGAACGACACGUGGCACAAAAGAAAAGUCGUCUGCGGAGACGUGCCUCCCAACUGAAAAUCACCAUCCCCGACUUGACUGAUGUGAAUGCCAUAGAUCGGUGGUCCCGCAUAUUCUUCCCAGUGGUUUUUUCCUUCUUCAACAUUGUCUAUUGGCUUUAUUAUGUGAACUAA
Messenger RNA from Lepus europaeus (European hare), 1539 nucleotides. It is a transcript of the gene GABRB2, whose product is annotated as gamma-aminobutyric acid type A receptor subunit beta2. Lineage: Eukaryota; Metazoa; Chordata; Mammalia; Lagomorpha; Leporidae. Gene Ontology annotation, molecular function: neurotransmitter receptor activity; extracellular ligand-gated monoatomic ion channel activity; GABA-A receptor activity. Bases 1 to 1539 code for a protein of 512 amino acids. The record is from RefSeq and is a predicted model, not a curated record. Gene Ontology annotation, cellular component: neuron projection; membrane; GABA-A receptor complex. The transcript is spliced from 10 exons. Gene Ontology annotation, biological process: chemical synaptic transmission; monoatomic ion transmembrane transport; regulation of membrane potential.